AUGCGCUUGCGUCAUUUAGCGUGCUACCGGAGAAGUCAUCUGGCAUCGACACUGUUGGGAUUUGUGUUGCUAGGUGCAAUCCUAGGGUAUCUUCAACUACACACCCGUAACUUAGUCACUAAAGACACCUCAGGAAACAACAAAGAACAUUUAUCAAUCUUCAAAAAAGACCUUUACACGUUUUUGUUCACGAAUGAAAGCCAUUCUAAAAUAAACUAUUCCAUUCUAAACGUAACUAAUGUGAGUUCAGAACAAAACAUUACGUCAUUUCCGGCAACGCAAAAUUUGAAGCCGUAUGAGUGGUGCUCUGAUGAAUCGUCUCAAUUUCAUUACAACAGUACAUAUGCAGAGGAUAUAAUGAAAUACAAUAUAAGUUUCAUACCGGAAGGUUACAAAAACCCUUGUUUCUAUGACGUUUGUAAAACAGUAGGGUCCGUUUCUGUACGUGCAUUGCGAUGUCUUCCAUACUUCCACCUGAUUGGAGUGGAUAAGAGUGGAUCAACCGACCUAUUUGCUAGGAUUACGCAGCACCCACAGGUCCUACCAAACCUCGGAGUCCUUGAAAAAGAAACAUCUUGGUGGCCUUGGACACGUUAUGGUCACGGACUGAAAAAACAAGUCAGAAAAGAGUCGUUUGACAAAUAUUUGGGUUAUUUCGACAAUGCAGCUGGACAGAUAGAACGAACAAUUCAGUUAAACAAAAAAGGUUCAAAUGCGAACAACCAUGAUUUCCACCUCCUUAUUACAGGAGAUGGAACACCUAUGGACUUCUGGGACUUUUCUGGUUGGCCCAAGAUCCCGCAAAAUAGAAACCAAAACAUACCGAAAAUACUCACCCCUCAUCUGCUGAAACACGUGAAUCCCAAUGUAAAGCUGAUUCUUGUUCUAAGAGAUCCGACAGAAAGGUUAUAUUCCGACUACCUGUUUCUAAAGAGUGGAGUUCAGACUCCAAAGGGCUUUGGUGCUGCUGUGCUACAGUCACUUCAAUAUUUCAAGAAUUGCACAGAACGCUAUAGUGUUCGCAAGUGUUUGUUUGACCGCAAGCUUCAUACACGUGUCAAAGCACGGAUUCAUGUCAGUAUAUACAGUGUAUUCCUCAAGGAGUGGCUUAAGGUUUUCCCAAGGAAACAGAUAUUGAUCAUUCGGUCGGAGGAUUACUCACAAAAUAUAUCGUCACAUCUGAAAAACAUAUUUAAUUUUCUUGGUGUCACGGAGCUGGCGGAGAAAGACAUCACUAAAAUUGCGACGAGAUCACGGGCUUAUCAAACACCAACUAAGAAAAAAAUCGGACCUAUGUUAAAUAGCACAAGACAUCGCCUAGACAUAUUCUUCCAACCGUUCAAUGAGGAAUUAGUUGAAAUAUUGAGAGAUGAAAAAUAUCUUUGGUUAGAUACCAAAGAAAAAAUAAAGCAGAAUUUGAAGAAACAAGAAAAGAGAAGACUGGAAAAUCUCAAAAAUCAAAUAAAUGUAAAUGCUUCAAGAACUAUCUCUUUAACUAAGGAACAAAAGUUGGUAUUAAAGCCGUUUAUGGAUGCAGAUGAUAGAAAUAGUAACACAGAAUGA
This is a messenger RNA of Ylistrum balloti, 1563 nucleotides long. RefSeq names its product carbohydrate sulfotransferase 15-like. The record is from RefSeq and is a predicted model, not a curated record. Lineage: Eukaryota; Metazoa; Mollusca; Bivalvia; Pectinida; Pectinidae. Bases 1 to 1563 code for a protein of 520 amino acids. Gene Ontology annotation, biological process: hexose biosynthetic process. The transcript is spliced from 7 exons. Gene Ontology annotation, molecular function: N-acetylgalactosamine 4-sulfate 6-O-sulfotransferase activity.